AUGUCUGAGCUGCCGAAAGUGGUGAGCUUUCUCAAGCUCCAAGAACGGCAGCGUCCGCUGAGCGAUGCCCUACAUGACCUGUUUGAGAGCGAGAAGUCCACAGAGCCUCCAGCGCCUCCAGCGCUGAGCGGUGUUCCGCACUUCCAAACGAAGGGCGGAACACCGCACGGUGCGCCUCCGAGUUUUAAAAUUGGGCCGAUGUUUGGACGAAAGGAAGAAGAAGCCGCAUCAAGUGCGCAGUGUGCACGAAGGUCUUCCUGGCUGAAGCCAUCAAAGAUUGAAGAAAAUGCUGCGUAUCAUGCUUUGAUGAAAGCAGUGCGAGAGGGAAAUGAUUUUCAAGUCCAAGAGGUGUUGCAAGUUGCGUGCAGUGAGGACCUCUUACAACGCAAGGACGCUGAUGGUCACACUGUUCUGCAUUUGGCUGCAAAGUUCUCCGCAGCUGAAUCAAAUGCCUCCAUUUUGUCCUACUUGCUGCACUGUGAGGCUGAUCCUGAAGCAAGAAAUCUUUUGGGUGAGACGCCCUUAAUACUUGCAGUGCGUGAAGCGCUGGAUGGAAAAGAGGAUCCCCAGUGGCUUGGUUUGGUUUCGUGCUUGUUGGAAGGUCGUGCCGAUCCCAAUGCUGCUGAUGACCUCAAUGAGGAAACACCCUUGAUGGAGGCGGCCUGCCAUGGCAACCAGGAGAUGUGCCAACUUCUUUUGAGAUUCAAUGCAGAUGUGUCGAAGAAAGCAGCUACGGGGGCCACCGCGGCGGAUUUCGCAGCCAGUGAAAGCUGUGAAGGACACCAAAAGGUUUUGAAGACACUGCAGCACUUGUCGGAGCAGGCAGACCGGCGCACGCGGCGCGUGCCGCGGACAGGCCCCGAGGCUUCAUUCCAAGCUGCGGAGGGAGCGCCAUUUGCCACUGCAAUGGGUUUCAACACAUGGUCUGGAGGCCUAUCAGACAGGUGGCAGGCACCAAAAUCUGCCAAAGCUGCGGACUCCAAUGAUGGGAAGGAGCAGAGAGAAGACUCUACAUCUGCCCCAGGUCCACAAUUUCCUGACUUCACGCCGCUGAUUUUCGGUGCGCAGACCCCUUUCUUCCACUCCAAUGCCUUUGAACAUGGCUACCGAAAUGGCCGCGCAGAGCGUUAUCCUUUCGAAGAGAGGUACACUCCCCAACCUGUGCGCCAUAAGGCACGUCACGAGAAGCAUUUUGUGACCUUGGGUCUCUCCUGUGAGGCAUCUGCAGAAGAAGUUCGCGCUGCCUACAGGAAGUUAGCCAAGCAAUUCCAUCCAGAUAAGAAUCAAGGCAGCAAAGAAGCUGCCGAACGGUUCCGUGAGGUCCGUAAGGCUUACGAGCAGCUUUCGGCCGGCACAUAG
Durusdinium trenchii is the source of this 1359-nucleotide messenger RNA. NCBI's taxonomy places the organism in Eukaryota, Dinophyceae, Suessiales, Symbiodiniaceae. The record is from the annotation of a GenBank genome assembly.